AUGACCACCCCAAACCCAACCCUGACACCCCUAACAAAACCGCAACUCACCGCGGCAUGCGACGCAGCCCUCACGCACCAAGCACAAGCCCAAGACCUACACACAAAGCGACCCUUUGCGGCAAUCCUGCUAGCCCCAGAUAACGAAACAAUCCUCCUCUCCUCGAACUCCCUCUCGCACGUGCGACACGCAGAAAGCGAGCUCGCGCGCAACGCCGCGGACAACUACGACUGGGCAUAUCUGGCGCGCUGCACGCUGGUGUCGACCUGGGAGCCGUGCGCGAUGUGCGCGGGCGCCAUCUACUGGGCGCAUAUUGGGCGGUUGGUGUAUCUGGCAUCGGAGAAGGCGUUGCAGGAGGUUAUUGGUGUUGGGAAUCCGGAGAAUUUGACGCUGGAUUUGCCUUGUCGGAGGGUUUUUGAGAAGGGGCAGAGUGUGGUGGAGGUUAUUGGGCCGUUGGUUGAGGAGGGGUGGGAGAGGAGGGUUGUGGAGGAUAGUAGACGGUAUUGGGGGUAG
This is a messenger RNA of Penicillium mononematosum, 513 nucleotides long. RefSeq names its product nucleoside deaminase. Gene Ontology annotation, molecular function: guanosine deaminase activity. The transcript has a single exon. The record is from RefSeq and is a predicted model, not a curated record. Lineage: Eukaryota; Fungi; Ascomycota; Eurotiomycetes; Eurotiales; Aspergillaceae. The coding region runs from base 1 to 513 and encodes 170 amino acids. Gene Ontology annotation, biological process: purine nucleoside catabolic process.